UUCAGACCGGAAAUCCACAGAAAGGGGAACCCUUUUUCGAGGGAGGACUCAUCUCAACGUAACAGCUUGGUCUGAAUGUUUUAAUCGUUUCACUUUUUUACUCUUUUUGGGGGUUAUCUCUGAGUUUUUAUCAUUGAUAACUAUGAUGCCACCGGAAGUCAUGUGGUUAUUGUUUUUUUGUUUUAUUACAUUUUCGCUGCUGCGGUGUUAAAAGGUCACGCAACUCCUGAGCAACAUUUAUCAUUAUAUUUUGUUGGUUUGCGUCUCGUUUAUAGUUUAUUGACAUAAGAGGUAGUUCAAAGCCGAGUCGGGAAACGUUUCAACACAGUAUCCAGAUGCCGUAGAAACCAGAGGAGUUACUGUGGAGAACAUUCUGGUCCAGGUGGCAGAAGAUCUACGUGAGGAGCUGCUCUCUGACCAGAUUCUUCCCUGUUCAGGGAGGCACUUUGUGAUGUUGCGACACAGCAAGCUGCAGAAACAGAUCCUGGUUCUGUAUCGGCAAUUCCUGCGAGCUGGCAAGGAAAAACCAGGCUUCAUUCCCCGAAUCCGUGAUGAGUUCAGGGAGAACGCUCGCAUCAAGAAGACGGAUGUGAUGCACAUUGAGUAUUUGUACAGACGAGGCCAGAGGCAGCUGGAGCAGCUGAGGGACGUCAACACCAAGCAGCUGGGCUCCUUCUCUAAACCCAAAGAUGCCAGCUGAAACUUGGAGACCUCCAGUCGCUUCAGAGACGGAAAUAAAUGACGUCAUUAAGCUGCUGCUCUGUUUACGGAGAGAGCAAGUAGUUUGUGGAAAUUCUAACAGUAAAAUGAGUUGCAUGAAGUAAUGAAUAAAAACAUUAAGAAAAAUGUC
Messenger RNA from Nothobranchius furzeri (turquoise killifish), 850 nucleotides. It is a transcript of the gene sdhaf1, whose product is annotated as succinate dehydrogenase complex assembly factor 1. Gene Ontology annotation, biological process: mitochondrial respiratory chain complex II assembly. The record is from RefSeq and is a predicted model, not a curated record. Lineage: Eukaryota; Metazoa; Chordata; Actinopteri; Cyprinodontiformes; Nothobranchiidae. Gene Ontology annotation, cellular component: mitochondrion.